Molecule: messenger RNA, 1282 nt
Organism: Erythranthe guttata (spotted monkey flower)
Lineage: Eukaryota; Viridiplantae; Streptophyta; Magnoliopsida; Lamiales; Phrymaceae
Product: peroxidase 5
Biological process (GO): hydrogen peroxide catabolic process; response to oxidative stress
Molecular function (GO): heme binding; peroxidase activity
Source: RefSeq, a predicted model, not a curated record
AUGGCUUCCACCAAAUUGGCAGCCAUUGCGUUGUUCUUGUCUUGCUUGGUUUUCCUUGUUUCGGUUUCUUCUGCGGCUAAUUCAACAGCCGGCCUCAAAGUUGGCUUCUACAGAAAAUCAUGCCCACCCGCAGAAGCCAUUGUCCAAAAAUACGUCAACAAAUUCGUCUUCCGCAACCCUGGAUUUGCCGCUGGCCUUAUCAGGCUUCAUUUCCACGACUGCUUCGUCAGGGGAUGUGAUGCUUCUGUGUUGUUGGACGGAGCAAACUCGGAAAAACAAAGUAUACCAAACCGGGGAAGCUUAAGAGGUUUUGAGAUAAUCGACGCAGCAAAAGCUGAAUUGGAGAUUCGAUGCCCUGGAAUCGUUUCUUGUGCCGACAUUCUCGCAUUUGCCGCAAGAGACAGCUCAUGGAGAGUUGGUGACAUAUUCUACGAAGUACCCGCUGGACGCCGUGAUGGAAACGAGUCCAACACACUCGACCCACUUCUCAAUCUUCCCCCACCUUUCUUCAACGCCACUCAACUCAGGGACAAUUUUGCAAGAAAGGGUCUCACACUCGACGAAAUGGUGACACUCUCAGGGGCUCACUCCAUUGGAAUUGCUCACUGCACCUCCUUCAACGGACGUCUAUACCCGACCGUAGACCCCACUCUCGACCCUAACUACGCCGUUUUCUUGAGAAAUAUCUGCCCGGCCCCCGUUGCUAAUGCCACAGGUCCACCAAGUGUGAACCCUACGGUGAAUCAGGAUGUCAUAACUCCGAAACGUUUGGACAAUUUGUACUACGAGCUGCUGAAGCAGAAAAAGGGACUUCUUACGUCGGAUCAGGUACUUAUGACAAGCACUUUGACCUCCAAAAUUGUACUGAAAAAUGCUCAGAACAGUCCUGCAUGGGCUAAGAAGUUCGCCGCUGCAAUGGUCAAAAUGGGCAAGAUUGACGUGCUCACCGGCACCCAGGGCGAGAUCCGAGAAAACUGCCGCCUCGUCAACUGAUUGCUAAUCAUGCAUGCUUAAUUUCUAAAUAUAUUUUUAUCAUUAUAAGAUUCAAUCCUUGCGUGACGGUCGUAUUCAUUUUUUUCAAAUUAACUUUGAUUACCCUUCUCCUUACAUUUUCAUGGUACCGUAUGUUGUUAAAAUUUGAUUCAUUAAUUUAUGUUCUGGUUCCUUUGUUCUUUCCAUCAAAGUGGAAUAUAUAUGUUUUGCAACAUUUGUAAUAUAUACAUGACAAAAAAUUGUUGGGAAUUUUAUUUUAUAAAAUAAAAUAAUUUUUGAAUGGAAAUUA